Messenger RNA from Necator americanus (New World hookworm), 288 nucleotides. RefSeq lists its product as uncharacterized. Lineage: Eukaryota; Metazoa; Nematoda; Chromadorea; Rhabditida; Ancylostomatidae. The transcript is spliced from 2 exons. The coding region runs from base 1 to 288 and encodes 95 amino acids. The record is from RefSeq and is a predicted model, not a curated record.
AUGCCAGAGUCCUGCCAGAGUCCAUGCCCCGAGGGGUCGAAUACCCGAGGGAAUCUUUGGAAACACGCAUCCUAUAGUCCGAUCAUCACAUUAUUCAACAUUACAGAUCUGAUUGAUCAAGGAUCGUCCUAUCAUCACUACUCACCAUUACACCAUUAUACCAUCUACAAAUGUGAUGCUGCUGAAAGGAAAGUAGGAGGCUGCGCAAUUCCUGGUGGUGGUACUACAACAACCUGGUGGAAGGAUAUGGAUCAACCUCGUCAAGAUACCCCUGUGUACGAUUGCUAG